This is a messenger RNA of Pseudophryne corroboree (corroboree frog), 6927 nucleotides long. It is a transcript of the gene LIN54, whose product is annotated as lin-54 DREAM MuvB core complex component. The record is from RefSeq and is a predicted model, not a curated record. Gene Ontology annotation, cellular component: nucleus. The transcript is spliced from 14 exons. NCBI's taxonomy places the organism in Eukaryota, Metazoa, Chordata, Amphibia, Anura, Myobatrachidae. The coding region runs from base 430 to 2802 and encodes 790 amino acids. Gene Ontology annotation, biological process: regulation of DNA-templated transcription.
CACAGAGGGAGAAUAUGUCGGGAUUGUGCAGGUCGGGAUCCCGGUGUCGGUAUUUCAACCGCCGGGAUUCCGUCCGGCGGGAUCUUGACCGCAUCCCCUCCUGUCUUAUCCCAGGCAGAGAUACGUACAGUUACCGCGCCUGUGCGGGAUAUUCUCGUAUCUCGUGCUUGGACGCGAGAUUUCCCGGCGCAGGCGCAAACCAGGCUGCUGAGUCCCUGAGUGGUUCCGUUGAGUACCGGCUGCUGGGAAAGAGCGCCCUUUCUACUCUAUCGUCUCCCGUCGGCGGGCGGCGCCGGCCAUGGCUCUCAUCCUGCAGCCGGCUCCUGGGCAGCUGCGGGUCGGGGCUGUGUGAGCGGAGUACAUGCCGGGAGUCUGGUGCUGUGAUCCGAGUUGCUGACUUCCUGAAGAAGUUCUCAUUGGAUGUGAAGAAUGAGUGUGGUGUCUGCAGAGGUGAAUAAUGCCCUCCCUGAUGAGAUCAUGGAGACCAGCAUGUCCAUAGUAGAUGAUGACAGCAUUGAGGCGAUCACGAUCACCUCUCCCAUGGCGGAGGAGGUCCCUAUGGAGACAGAGCUGGAGGAGUGUGUGGAAGUUAAUAUUAGUGACACCUGUGUUCCUAUGUCAACUGUUCAUGAAGAGGUUCCAACCCCAAGUAACCAUGCCAGUCGUCUGGCAGUAGUAAGCGUUGCUUCAAAGCCAAGUCCUGGUCCUUCAGCCUCAGCUAUGAAAACGGUCUUGCAGAGUGGCAUUCACAAGCUGGGGUCACCCUUGUCUGGACAGGUAAUCCUCAAUAAGGCCUCCGAGCUUACCCCUGGGAACCGUGUUGUGAAACAAGAGAAGCUGAUAGUGACGACUCUGGGCAAGUCCAACCAUCCCAUUGUGCUGAUUCCACAGAGCCAGAUGUCUGGUGCGCACAAAGCCACGCAAAUUCAGCAUGUGGAUUUUAAGGGGACACCACAGCAGAUCAAGCUGGUCACUAUUGGAGGCCGUACUGAAGUAAAGCCUGUACUGGCUAUGUCCUCAUUAUCGUCUGCUCAACUAAUUAGUCCUACUGCCAAGUCCUCCAUUCUCCAGGGUCAGCAUAUACAGAAUGUGCAGAUUGCAAAGAAAGUUCCUGCAUCUUCAUCUGGUGCUGUUAUUACCAAGCUGAUAAUUGCAAAGCCAUUGAACAGCAAGCCUCUUGGCUCUGGACAGACAACCCAAGUGUCUUCUGUGUUUGCAGGCAAGGUUCUUACUCAUGUCAGUUCUGGAGCUACAGCCAAAGCAAUAGCUAUCAGUGAGAGCGGAGGAGUCAUUGGUACAUCUACCACAACUCAGACAUCCAAUAAAAUUGCUAUAUCCCCUCUAAAGUCUCCUCCCACCAAGGUCACAGUGGUGUCUGUUGGAUCUCAACUUGCUAACUCCCCUCAAAAAACUGUUGGAGUUCCCAUAAGUGUGGCCCUUACACAGCAGCUUCUGACUAUGCAGUCAUCAAGUUCUUCUCCUGCAAAGGCCAUCACCAACACAACAGCUGUUCAGUCUAUUAAACCAGGGGUUCAAACUAUAACAGUUAGUGGUGUCAACACACCUCAGUUCAAAACAAUCAUACCCCUUGCAGCCGCUCCAAAUGUGCAGCAGAUCCAAGUUCCCGGGAGCAAAUUUCAUUACGUCCGACUCGUGACUGCUUCCACAGCAAGCAACACCACAUCUUGUCAGAACCCCAGCACCAGCACACAGCCUCUCCAGCAAGCAAAACCAAUGGUGGUCAAUGCAACUCAUGCACGGAUGUCUGUUCCCAUUGUCCCAGCUCCAGCUGUCAAACAAGUUGUCCCAAAGACAAUUAGUGCAUCUUCGCAGAUAGUGACUACGAGCCAACCACAGCAGCGACUUCUAAUGCCUGCUACACCACUGGCACAGAUCCAGCCCAACCUUAACCUUCCUCCCGGUACUGUGCUGACACCUGCUACUGGGACUGGAAACAUGGGUUAUGCUGUCCUGCCUGCUCAGUAUGGUAUCCAGCUGCAACAGUCAUAUGUAUCCAUAGCAAGCAAUGCAGGAAUAUCCAGUACACAGAGUUCACAGAACCAGUCCAGGGUGCCAUUGAAUGGCAUUAUUUCUUCGGAUUCAGCAAGUCGUCCAAGAAAGCCGUGUAACUGCACAAAGUCAUUGUGCUUAAAAUUAUAUUGUGACUGUUUUGCUAAUGGAGAAUUUUGCAACAACUGCAACUGUACAAACUGCUACAACAACCUGGAGCACGAGAAUGAACGACAGAAAGCAAUUAAGGCAUGCCUAGAUAGGAACCCAGAAGCUUUUAAACCAAAAAUAGGAAAAGGAAAGGAAGGCGAAUCUGACAGACGACACAGCAAAGGCUGCAACUGCAAACGAUCAGGAUGCCUGAAAAACUACUGUGAAUGCUAUGAGGCUAAAAUCAUGUGCUCCUCAAUAUGCAAGUGCAUUGGGUGUAAAAACUUUGAGGAGAGCCCAGAGCGCAAGACCCUAAUGCACCUGGCAGAUGCAGCAGAAGUGAGGGUGCAACAGCAAACUGCAGCCAAAACGAAGCUGUCCUCACAGAUCUCUGACUUGCUGACGAGGCCAGCUCCAUCGCUGAGUAGCGGAGGAGGAAAGCUCCCGUUCACUUUUGUCACAAAAGAAGUCGCUGAGGCUACUUGUGACUGUCUUCUGGCACAGGCUGAGCACGGAGAGAAACUCGCAAAUUCCAAAGCUGCCACAGAGCGUAUGAUCCUAGAGGAGUUUGGCCGUUGCUUAAUGAGGGUGAUUAACUCUGCGGGGAAAGCAAAGAGUGAUCCUUGUCCAAUGAGUUGCUAAGUAAGACAGACUGACCAGCACCAGUGAUCAGUUAUUGUGGCUACGAGGGGGAGAGGGCUCAUAAUGUAUAGAGAAAUCACUGCCACAAAGUACAUAAGCCUUUGCUCUCCAUCCAUGGAAGUCCCAGAAUCCCAACGUGCUGGUCUUGAAAGUGACAUUCUACAAUGUACAUUGCAACAAAAAUAAUAGAUUUUAUGAAAAAUAAUUUUACUUUUAAAUCUUAUAGUUGUCUUAUGUUCAUCUCUCACUCUUUUAUAUUCUGAACAGAUGACGACACCCUAGUGGUGAAUUCUUGAUUUGUGUUUGUUCUGUUUCCCGUCAUGCUAUGUUUUCUUAUAAGCACUGUGUGUGUGUAUUAUAUUAGACAAAAUUCUCUUUUUUUUUUUUCCAUUUUUGGUCAAGUAUGGUAAAUUCAAAGUGCAGUGUGGAUUGCUGUGCUGUUGUAACCACUGGCAAUAGCUACAUGUUAAUAGAGGUGUGUAGUAAUAAAUGUUAGGCCUUUUUAUCAACAUGAGAAGUUUAGGAAAGGUGGCAAAAAUCAAUGUUUCAUCUUGCAGAAGGUAAGGAGACUCCUUUUGGAGUAGAUAUUAUAGCAGAGAUUGCUGAGAAGAUACAGAUUACCUGAUGUUUGAUCUCUGCUACGUAGUAGUCUGUACCUACAACAUAACUAUUGUAAGCAAUUAGGAAAAUAAAUGGCUUAUUAUAAGUGUUUGUUAAGCUAAAAAGGAGAAAAUAAUAAGCUUGCUUGGCUUUUCCCAUUAUCGUUUAAUUUUAUCAACCACUUAGAGCAAUCUAUGCAAUGAUAAGCAAAACUUGGUCCUUUUACGAAUGAGUUUUUCACUACUUCACCAUACAUCCGCAAAUAAGAGAGCCUAUUCUCACGUCCUCCUGUGUGCAGGGAAAGCACGGUGUACAUAUGCCAAGCACAGUUCAGUUAAGGUGACUGGUCUUAUUUAUAUAUGAACGAUAAUGUCAAUAAUCAUUUUAGACUGUGGUGGUAUGUUUUAUCAUAAGCUAUGGGCGGCACAGUUUGCAUGAUCAUAGAUUACCGGCAAUUGAGUAGGCCAAGACUGGAAAUUGAAAUCAGUAUUUUUCUAACACAGGACCAGUUUGGAUAGGCAAGCUCACCUUUUUAACUGUGUUCCUUUUAAACUGUUCUGCUUUUAAAUUGGAGUUCCACUCUAUUUUUAUCUCUCAAUUGUUAGAUUUUUUUUUUCUGCUUCGUGGUAGAAAUCAUAUUAAACUUAGAAGUAUUUCUGCAGGGGUAAAUGAAAAUGUCACCAUUAGGGUUAUUAUGCAAAAUAUCUAAGCAUGUAUCUAAAAGCGGAUUACUCUUUCUGGUUGUCACCAUGUCAUUGGUCCAGUCAUCACCACUCAUGCUGAGGAUAUGAAACCUGUGAUGCCAGCCUAAAUAAGGGGUCUUUUGAGGGGAUGUAGUUGGAAUCCCGACAGUCAAAAUACCAACUGUCGGAAUCCCAUCCGCCAGAAUGCCGGCAGCGCCGCCACAGCUAUUCCUACUCCUGGGUGCUCACAACACCCAUGGAGUGGGAAUAGAACCUAAGGAGAGAGUAGCGAGCCCCUCAAGGGGCUUCAUUCCACUCACCCCCCUGCCCGGCAUUCUGACGGUCGGGAUUCCGGCAUCGCUAUUUUGACCGCCGGGAUCUCGUACCCAACCCCUUUUGAGGAUUGUCCAUAUUUGAUAUGGUUUUCUUUGUAUGGGGCAAUUAUGAUUAGGCAGAUGUGUUAAAGGCACACUCCUUUUUACCUUGUAGGGCAUAUCAGUAGGAAGUAUGACCCUUUGUUUUAGUGUGCUAGGUAGGUAAACAUAGCCUGUUAGGAUUGCCCUUAUUCCGGAGUGAUCAGCACCAAGAUGCACCUUUUAUGAUAUAGUUGGCCACACACCCAGUUUGUUGCAUAGUGAGGCAGGGAUGUGCUCCUCACGUGGAUGGCAACUUGGUGAAUAUAGCGAAUAGCAUUAUUAGUAUUUGUUUGUCCCCAGUGUACUCUGUAUUUGGGGACUAUUUCAGUAAGAAAACAAAACUUUAUAUUGACACGUAAAUUAAAGCUUCAGUGAACCGCAUUAUCAGUGCUGCCAUUAUUGCAGGAAAUCAGCGUAAAUUCCGUUUCUUUCAUGAUACUAGUGUAAAGCAAAUCAAGGCAAUUAGAAAAUGUUCUAGUCUCACUAUAUUACUAAUGACUGCAAAAUGUAACCAUGUUUUCCACUUUUGCUAGCAAACAAUCAAACUAGUGUGGAAAUAAUGAAGAGUUAAACAGUUAUAGAACAGUGUUUCCCAACCUUUGUCCUAGAGGCAUGCUAACAGUCCUGGUACAGUCCAUGCUUAAGCACAAAUGGUUAAAUCCAGAUAACCGAGGUACUAAUUAAGUCCAUCUGUGCUGAAAUAUGGUUAUCCUUAAAACCUUGACUGUUAGUGUGCCUUAAGGACCAUGGUUGUUCAUCACUGCAUUAAGAUGUUUAAUUUGGAUUUCUGGGGGGUUAGGGGGUAGUAUACGUUUUGUUUAGAAUGUAGUUUUAGAAACAUGAGCACUUACAGAAGGUAUCCACAAAUCUAAAGUUGAAGAUUGUUGCUAAUCGUCAUUUUGUUCCUGUGUAUAACAAAGCAAGAACACCACCUUGGGAUUAAAAAGGGAAAUUAUUAAAAUCCAUAAAUCUCCCAUCUUUCUGUGCGAUAACUUUAUUUGUGCAUAGCAUUAAUUCUGUAACUGUCAACAAUGUAUAAAUGUAUAUUAGUGUGUGUAGAUUAUGAAAAAGAUUUCACUUUGUGUUUUGUAGUGCAAAAGCGAUUAGUGUUGUACAUAGUCUGUGCUUAAUCCCCUCUAUUGCACCUUUUUUGUGAUGUGUAUUUAUACUUUUGUGCAGAAGAAUGUGAAUUUUAAAAUGCAGUUGUAGAUUAUGUAUAAUGACCCUUUUGGCUUGUGAAAUUAAGGCGCCAACGAUGCUUCUAGUUUUAUAAACUAUAAUUCGAUUCUGAGUUUCAGUAUGCCAGUAUUAAAGUGAAACUAAACCCAUAUAUGUCAAACACUGUUUUUUAAUUUCUAUACAUGCAACAACAAACUUUCCAUAAUAUCACUUGCCGAUUAGAAUCUGUAAAAGAGAUACAGGGUGAUUCAAAAGUCACAGUACACCCUUUUGUUUCAAAAACUGUGCUCGAAAUGGGAAAAGUGACUUAAAUUCAAGAUGGACGAUUUCAAGAUGGCAUCCAUUUUUGGUACAUACCCUAAGAGAUAGCCCACCUCAUUCAUACCUUAUUGGAGUAUUCAGUUUUCUUAUUUCCUGCACAGUUUUUGAAACAAAAGGGUGUACUGCGACUUUUGAAUCACCCUGUACAGUAGUUCAUUGUCUGCAAUAUGGGUAUGCAAUCUGUGGCACUCUGGCUGCUCUGUAACUACAAAUCAUAGCGUGCUCUGACGAAACUAAAAUGCUGACAAUGCUAAAACUGUGGAAUGGCAUGCUGGGAUGUGUAGUUUCACAGCAGCUGGAGUGCCUCAAGUUGCCUACCGCUUAUCUGCAAGAUGAAAAAAAUGGAUUUAGUUCCACUUUAGAUCUGUACUCAGGACAUUAUCUAUCCCCAUCAGUUUAUUUUACUUAAUCCUAAGGGGAGAGCAAGUGGAUCAAUCAGUAAAACAUGUAGCUGUUUUUAGUCACAUACAGAGCAACAUGUUCCAGAUUGACUUCCCGCAUAAAGGAGACACUUGGAUAACACAAUGAGUGUCUUAAAGGCCGGUAUGAAAACAGUGCACUAAGCUGUGAUUGCUGUUUAUCACAGUGAUCUAUGUAUAUCUUUACAGAUUUAUGUGAUACUAGGCUAUGCAGCUUGGUUGCGUUUGACUUUUUGUUUAAAUUUUGGGCAAAAAAAAAAAACUAAAAAAAGAAAAACUUUUUUUUUUUUUAUUACUCCUGUUGCACACAUCUGCUGAGUAAAGUGUAUGGUCGCAUGCAUUCACCUUUUAUUCUUUUUGAAGAUCCUUUUGUCUUUUUCUAAUGCUGUGUACAUCUGAAAGUAGAAUAACAGACAAUUUAUAUUUACUAGGACUAUUCAAAGAUAAUACUUUCUAUAUUGUACAAAGGAAGAUAAAUCGCAAAGAAAAAAUAAACAUUUAUACUAU